This is a messenger RNA of Blastomyces dermatitidis ER-3, 1848 nucleotides long. Its product is annotated as CCAAT-binding factor complex subunit HapE. Gene Ontology annotation, biological process: regulation of DNA-templated transcription. NCBI's taxonomy places the organism in Eukaryota, Fungi, Ascomycota, Eurotiomycetes, Onygenales, Ajellomycetaceae. Gene Ontology annotation, cellular component: nucleus; CCAAT-binding factor complex. The record is from RefSeq and is a predicted model, not a curated record. The coding region runs from base 538 to 1332 and encodes 264 amino acids. The transcript has 5 exons. Gene Ontology annotation, molecular function: DNA-binding transcription activator activity, RNA polymerase II-specific; DNA binding; protein heterodimerization activity.
GAAAAAAGUACUUAUACAGUCGUAUUAAAUAUAAUAGUUAGCCAAAGCACAAGUAGUUAAAGGAAACAUCUAGCAGAGUAAUAGGAUUAAAAAUACAGAAAGAAAGCAAUGACAAGUUCUCCUCCCCAGCUGAAGAAAAAAAGGUUAACCGGUUAAUAAAUAACUAGUUAACUAACUACCGCUGAACUGUUCCAUCACCGCCAUCACCGCCAUCUGCCAUCGCUCGCAGUCGCGUUUCACAGUCACAUUCAACUCGCACUCUUCCGCCUCCUCUCCCUCCCCCAAAACUCCCCCACCACCUUUCUCUUCCCUUCUCUUCUUAUAGUAGCCUUUGCCUCUACCCUUCAGCUAUCUAUCUUCCUAUUCCGCUCCCAGUAAUAACCUUCUACGUGCCCAUCUCUCUCCGUCUGCUGCCUCCCGCAUUUUCCCCAUCUACCCAAGCCUCUUAGUAGCGCCGUCUCGACCGAUUGUCCUCCACCUCUCAAAGCUAUUGUUGUUGCUCCCACUCCGGCGCGUUUUUCGAGUAUAUCCUCCGAGAUGGAUCCAACACAAUCAGGCGGAGGCCAGCAUGGUCGCGCAGAGCCGGAAUAUAACAUCAGGAACGGGGGCCAUUACGGAGCCAGCGCUGCGCUCUCAGCUCAAGGAUAUGCGCCAGUACCCGAACUCUACACAGGAUCAUGGGCCAACGUGAGCCAAGGCCUCCAGGGCAAUUCGCGCGAUAUCCUCACCACCUACUGGCAGCAUACGAUCAACCAUCUCGAAUCCGACAACCAUGACUACAAAAUUCACCAAUUGCCCCUGGCCCGGAUAAAGAAAGUGAUGAAAGCGGACCCAGAAGUGAAGAUGAUCUCAGCCGAAGCCCCAAUCCUAUUCGCCAAGGGCUGCGACAUCUUCAUAACGGAACUGACUAUGCGCGCCUGGAUACAUGCCGAGGACAACAAACGGCGAACCCUCCAACGUUCAGACAUUGCCGCCGCCCUCUCCAAAUCAGACAUGUUCGAUUUCCUCAUUGACAUCGUCCCGCGCGAGGAGGCUACACCCCACAAACGGUCCGCCCAGACAGCUCCCCCGGCGGCCACCGCCCCUCCGCCGCACAACGCGCCCGGCCAACUCCCCCCACAAUCUCAGCCAGGCGUCCAGCACCCGCAGCACCAUAUGGGCCCUCCGGAUUAUGGCUCCCUUGGGCAGCAUACCAUGGGCCAGGAGCAGGAUUACCGCCAGCAGCAGAUGUAUGGAGGAGCCGUCCAAUCGGACCCGGGAUAUGGUCAGCCGCAGCCGCAGAUGUUUGAGAAUAUGUAUGCGCCGUACCCGCAUAUUCCUCCACAACAGUGAGAGUUCAAUAAAUGGUACUAGCGUUUUUGUUUUGAAAUAAUGGUAAUGGCAGCGAGAGCUGCUGGAAUUAAUAUCAAAAAAUAUCAGUAAAAUGAAAUGAAACAAAAAUAUCUAAUACAAAAAUUAAAAAAUUAAAAAAAAAAUAAAAAAAUCAAAAUCAAAAACACCACUGCUGACAUGAAGGCGUAACGACAACUGAGCCCAUUCCCUCCAUAUAUGGCAGAUGACAAUAGGGAUUAGGAGUUUUCUUCAAGGUUCUUUACUUUUUUCUCUUUCUUGCUGAAGCACGGGUAGGGAAGGAAGGAACGGGUAUUUUUGGAAAGGGAGGGAACGCAAAGGGUAUAAUGGAGUUGGUUUCAUUUGUUUUUGUUGGGUUUAUUUCAUAUACAUAUCCAUAGCUAUAUAAAAUGAAUGACCUUGCUCGCUUUUCUUUUGUUUAGUUUGUGUGAUUUGUCCGUGUGCAACUUGUUCCUGUUCCUGUACACGUAUACACUGCCCGUCUUGAAUAGUUUCGGG